Micropterus dolomieu (smallmouth bass) is the source of this 3397-nucleotide messenger RNA. It is a transcript of the gene ajm1, whose product is annotated as apical junction component 1 homolog. The transcript is spliced from 2 exons. Gene Ontology annotation, cellular component: apical junction complex; plasma membrane. Lineage: Eukaryota; Metazoa; Chordata; Actinopteri; Centrarchiformes; Centrarchidae. Bases 122 to 3397 code for a protein of 1091 amino acids. The record is from RefSeq and is a predicted model, not a curated record. Gene Ontology annotation, biological process: cell-cell junction organization.
CACUGCCUCACAUCGCAUCCCUGUGAAAAAAAUGGAUAAGCACAGACUGGGAGUCCGGACUGAUCCGGCAACAUCAAAAUUAAAGCAACUUGAUGGAGAAAACUAGAGGAGUCCCUUUAAGAUGACACGCACAGACCCGCCUGACAUACUGGUAUCAACUGUGCAUCGAAAUAUAAAAGUGGUCCCAAUUUCUUCACACUACAAGUCGUUGCAACCCUCCAAACAAUGUGAUUAUAUAAAUUACAGCACAGUGGAUGACAGUAAGAGCAAAGUCAAUAAGAGGCACUGCCGUACCUUUGACUAUAAGUCAUUGGAGUACCCCAAAUCACACAAAUACUCAAUGGAGUCUCCAUACAGGAAGGCUGAUAGGCAUGCAGCCAAUCCAGAUGUUGCCUGGAAUGCCUUGGGCCGACAACAGAGAUACCGCUUUUCUGCUCCAGACAUUUUCAGCCAUAGGUUAACUCCUCAACCAAUGGCUGCAGAAAUGGCCAGUGAGGUAGUUGUCCCUGAACAAAAAAGAAGGACCAGGUCAAAAAGUGCCCCUCGGGUCCAGACCAGUCUCACUCCUGUGUCUUUUGAAGGAUCUUCAUCUUCGGGAAGAAAGGGCAGGGAGUCCCAAAGGGCUCCAAAAGACUCUCACUGGAGACCAGAAGUAUCACCGCGUAGGGAGUCUUCCUAUGCAGCCACUAGGGCUCAUAUGCAUGAAGUCCAUCCCAUUAAGUUGCAGCCUCAAAUGAGUGACAACACAAAAUAUUCACCUAACUACGCUGCUGAUAAUUUUGAGGAUGGAGGGCUGGAUAAACCAGCAACUAGUCCUCAUGUCAGGUGUCGGGUGGACAUCAAACCCGAUAACGCUGCAUUACAUCAUUCGGGACGGAAACAGGCUACACCUCAAGUGGACAUACCCUGGCAGAGGCACCACAGUGGGGGGACUAGGAGUCUGACUGUGCCACGUCAUUUCUCCUACUCUAGAACACCAACUCCGACUGAUUCAUUAGGUACAGAGAGUAGGCAAGCUUAUCAAUAUUCCCGCAGCAUGCCAAAUAGUUAUUUACAACCAAUGGAGAUUCCCUUGCAAAGAAUGCCAUCAAGUGAUUACUAUGGUAGGGAACGAAGAGCUCAUUCCAGUCCUAAUGUGCCAACCAAGUUCUUUUAUGCAGAUGAUCCAGGGAGAUAUGUUACUACUGCUCCUCCUCAACCAAGUUCUUUCUUUCAUGAUGAACGUUAUACACCAGGACAAACAUAUACUCCAAAAGUGCAAUAUGUGCAAGAUCCAAGGACUCGAAUGGUGCAUGCUGUAGCUACAAGACCCUCUUAUUCCGAGAUGGAGACAUAUCCAUACUCUGUACAGGCAGGGUAUCCCAAACCAUAUGCAGCAAAUGAACCAGGGCCAUACAUUAUACAGACACCUCCAACAAGAAUAUGUUAUGGGGAUGAUCCAAGGUAUUAUCAAAUACAGACUGCUCCGCCAAGGUUUUAUUAUUCCAGCGACAUGUAUGCAAUGCCACCAGAGCAUCAUAUCCCAGCAAGGGCGUAUUACACAGAGGGUCGAAGACAUGCUAAAGUCAUUCAGGCACAAACAGAUGACUGGUAUGGCUCAGACGCAUCUGGUUAUUCCACCAAUCCUGCCUCAUAUGUAUCUCAAGUCACUCCAACCAGAGUUCGUCAAGAGCCUGUGUUUACACCCUGGUAUGCCAACCCAUGUGUAGAACUUCAAAGAAUUGGCACAGAUUCCAAAUCUUACUCAAGGUCCUGGGACAAUAUUCUUAACUCUCGUGUAGAGAAGGAACAACCUCUACCUGUACAGCGGGGUCAGAGCUAUGAUGAUCUUCUUGAGUCCAGGAAGCCUGCAGCAGCCACAGGUGACAAACCACAACCAGUGGUAGUCAAUCUCUCCAGCUCACCAAGACGCUAUGCAGCCUUAUCAAUGUCUGAUAACUCAUUAAUUGACAAAAGCCCAACAGAGACAUCAAAGAGCACUACUAGUAAACUCUGGUUUGUCACACCUGAGAUAACAAUCACUGAUAAUGACAUUCGACCAGGAAAACUUAAUAAGGCUGAAGGACGUUCUGCCAGUUGGGACAUUCUUGACACCAGAAGCACUGAGGGUCAAGAACUGUCUCAACAUGACUUUCGCAGCUCAACCAAAGAGAAGACACGUGACAACUCUUCAUUACAGCAAAGCCUUGAACAACUUGAUGAGCUUCUGGCAGAUCUUGUCACUGAUUACAAGCCACCCAGUAGAAGGGCAAGUGAGGACAUUCUGGAUCAACUAAAGAAGUUAAUUGAUGAGGAAGAAGCAGUAUCUCUGUCCAGAAAGAGCUCAAAGGCAGGUAUAGAGGAACCAGCUCCUCUUGACAAGCAGCCAACCUCAAUAAGAAUGAAUCCUGAUGCUUUUCGAGACAUGGACGGGGCCAGUGAUGCAAUGAAGAGUGCAGAUGAGUGCUCCCCAGAUCAGAGCCCAGAUGAGGAUGAUACAAUGAUGUGCUCUAACAACAAAUGCCGGAGGACAGAGACCCUGUUCAAUGCUUGCCUAUAUUUUAAAUCCUGCCACAGCUGCUACACCUACUACUGCUCCCGUAACUGUCGCAGGGAGGACUGGGACAUUCAUAAAGAAAGCUGCCUUUAUGGAAGAAUUGGCAGUACAUGCCGGCACAUCAUCAAACACUGCCGGGAGACUGUUGAAGUCCACAAAGCCUUCUCCCGUAUUGCCAAAGUUGGCUACCUUUCUCGAGGUAGAGGAGUUCUCUUCCUUGGUUUUCCAAACCCUGCAUCAUCCAGUAACUUCCUGCAGUAUGGCUUGGAUAGUCUACUUAUGUCUCCGACAUACCUGUCCCUCAGAGAGCUUGAAAGCUUCAAGGACAAUCUGGGGGAGUACUGUAAAGAGCUGCAGGAAGCUGGUAAAGAGUACGACCCAAACGAAUGUUUCAUCUUGAAUGUAUCCAUUGCUGUUGGUGAGCAAUUGCCUGAUGGGCCAUCACCAAGGAACCAAGCUCCAACUGUUAGAAAAUAUGCAAAGGUAGCACUCGCUUCCUUCAGCCCUGAGAGAAAGGUUCACAAGAAAGAGAGUGACAUGGAAACGCUGAUCCUCACACCACCCCCGGGAACAGCAGAUAUCGACAAAGAGGGAGAGGAAGGCAGGAAGGCCAGGGAAAUCUGUUUUAUUAAUAUACAACGGGAGUUAAGGAUUCGAGGGGUUUUCCUACGCCAUGAAUACCCACAGGUGUAUCAGCAGCUCUGUGAGUUUGUGGAAAGUAACAGAAGGUUCAUACCUACAACUAUUUAUCCUAUUGAUAAGAGGACCGGUAAACAGUUUAUGUGCAUGAUUAUGGCUGCCUCCGAGCCCAGGACGUUGGACUGGGUAGGCACCCCGCAUCUCCUUGAUGACAUUAUUUAA